Brassica napus (rape) is the source of this 426-nucleotide messenger RNA. Its product is annotated as putative defensin-like protein 73. The coding region runs from base 1 to 219 and encodes 72 amino acids. The record is from RefSeq and is a predicted model, not a curated record. The transcript is spliced from 2 exons. Lineage: Eukaryota; Viridiplantae; Streptophyta; Magnoliopsida; Brassicales; Brassicaceae.
AUGAAGAUAAAUUGCAAGAUUGGAUUCAUGAGCUUCCUAAUGAUUGCUUCAGUACUCAUCAUAUUUCUCGUGGUUCCAGAAAAAGUUGAAGCCGAGCCACAAUGCAUUGGACUGUGUGGAAUGAUUUUUGACUGUCCGACUGCUUGCAUCAGGAUGGGAUACCAAUCUGGCCAAUGCGUUGGCUGGGAAAAUCCGGAUCAAUGCUGUUGUGACCAUUAAAUGUUUCAUAUCUGAAUGCACUGAUAAUCAUCUAUAACAAUUAAUAAAUUUCUGCUAUUAGAAUAUAUAUCUAUAAGCGACUGAGUUGUUGGCAUUUGACAAAUUUGAUUUUUUUUAAUGGAAACCAACAUCAUUUAAAUAUUAUCAUAUACUACUUUAAUUUGAUAUUUAAAACCAAAGUUAAGUUGGCUUCAUGCAUUCUCCAUG